AUGGAAUCCUCGACCAAGUCUGUGCAACGGUCGUCUGUGAAAGAGUCUGGCUCUCUGCGACCUACGACUCCACUAUUGACCACGCGAUACCAACGUACAAGCAGAGCCACUCGAGGCUAUGCAACUCUCAGGGCAGGUCAUUCUUCUUUCGCCGGGGAGACAGAGCCAAAGUAUCUCCCGCGUGGCUGGUCUGCGCACGUUCACCCGGAAGGACAAUUGUAUUUCGCAUGCGCCACGAAUCCUCGGGUUGUAACCGAAGCAGAUCUGUACGAUUGCCAAGUCCAAGAGGCCAUCUGCUACUGGAUCGAGCAAUUCAACGCGUGUCUGGCCACACGGAGCAUCGCUCUGCCGGACACAGCUGAACUCUUCCUGCAGCUGGGAGAGGAGCCAAAUGCUUGCCUAUACUACCUGGCCGAUUACGCAUCCAGAGUGAUUUUCUGGAUUGAAGACGACCUUUCCACCGAAGAGCUGGGCUUCUCAGAGACCGUAUCGGAUGUGCACCUCCACAUAUUGCUAGAAGAGCAUUUCUGGUCCCAUGUGGAGUUCUUCUCAGCACAUCGGUCCAGCGAGCUAUCACUCUCCGACCUCUUGGUGGAUGAGCUUGCUACGGUCUUCCUCCAUGGUCGUACUGACCAACUGACAUCAGUAACGUCAACAUUUCCAUACAACGCCGAACAAUGUACACAGUUCAUGGACGUGUUGAAUGCAGCAAAAAGUGAGAUAUUCUUACUACGCUAUAUCGCUGACACUACACUAACAGCGCGCCUCUGGGUCGUCAUCACGCACUACAGAUUCAACAACCUGUAUGGAGACAAACACGCGCGUCUUUCCAGUGAUCAGUCCGUCCUCGACUUGCCUUCGAUACCGAGAAGCCGACUGUUCUCUGCGGUUUCAAUGCUUCUAUUCAAUGUACCCAGCUCUUACGAAAGACAAUUCGAGGAUCUAUGGGUGGAUGAGCUUGUCUACCAGGAACCGUGGCAAAAGGCCAUGAAGGUGUUCCGCGACGAAUGGAUCGUGUGUACCGCACUGGUAUGUCAGCUUCCUAUCAACGUCUGGAUGCUCAUGCUUCCAGAGACCACACGUUCCGUAAUGCUGGCGUCUAUGCUCAUGUGUAACAUGUCCGUGUUAUUCUCGGCGAUCCUUCUCAUGAAACAUCGCCGAGCAACAACCUAUGUCGCCGAUGAAGCGGCAGCGUAUCUUUCGGAAGCUCGGCGAGAAGCAUCAGGCUUCCGAUGGACAGCGCUUGCGUUCAGCCUUCCCAAAGCGCUGUUGCUGUGGGCACUCGGGAUCUCGUCUGCGCAGAGUCUCGUGUGGCUGUGUGAAGCCACAAGCGUUCAUGUGCUGGGAGGUGCCGUUCUUGCGAUUUUUGCGCUCUGUUUAUACUCCGGCGCGGUCCCUGUUUCUCGGACGUUGCCGGAAGGCUGUUCGUUUUUGACUUUCUGGAGGAUGUUCAGAAUCCGGGCGAAUCGCCAAUCGGAGGAAUGCGUAGUUUAGACGCACUUAUACAAAGCUAUCUGCAGUUAAGUAUGAAUGUUUAAUAAUACAGAAAUAACCUAGACCCAGCGUUGGUUCAGCUGUCACGAUCUGUGGUACUGUAUAUUCGCCACCAGUGUCAGACCGCACCUCCGGUACGUUUCAUCAAGCAAGGCUCUACAUAGUAUCACCCUGAACUGAUGUGCGGCGGAGGACCAAUAAUGGUGCGUGCUACUUACACACGCAAGAUCCGAAGCCACGAACAUGUGCAACGCUUGGUUCUAUGACAGGCGCGAGGCAAAAAAAUACUAAUACACAGCUUGAAUGAUGCGCAUGGAACGCAAGCGACUUCUUGUCAUUGCAAUACAUCCAUGAGUGUCAUUUCGAGUCGUAGGAAUUUGAAAUGAUAUCGCUGCGAGGAUGUUGAUACAGCGCUCACCUGAUUAUCAAACAGGUGUCUGCAACCCAAUAAAGAAAGCCGCAUGCUGACCAAUGGUCAUAUUCCAGU
Messenger RNA from Laetiporus sulphureus 93-53, 1981 nucleotides. RefSeq lists its product as uncharacterized. The transcript is spliced from 8 exons. NCBI's taxonomy places the organism in Eukaryota, Fungi, Basidiomycota, Agaricomycetes, Polyporales, Laetiporaceae. The coding region runs from base 1 to 1494 and encodes 497 amino acids. The record is from RefSeq and is a predicted model, not a curated record.